AUGCCACCGAUAUCAUACGCAGCAGCCAUUUCUGGUUUCUUGCUCGCUACUUUAACUUUGAUUCAAGCGAACGGAGAUGCAUUAUGGCUAGAACCGUCCUCCAAAUGGUACGGAAUUGAUGGCAACUGGUCCUCGGUAGGCCUCUACGUUGGAGAGCCUUCCCAACAAGUCGACGUUAUAGUCAGUACCAGUCUCUCUGAGAUAUGGGUCAUUGAAAGCAGCGGCUGCGGCUCAAGCGCUCUCUGCACCGCAGCUCGUGGAAACGUUUUCAACAUUAGUCAAUCGUCUAGCUGGUCAUCACUUGGGGCUUGGGAACUGGGACUGAACUAUCUAGACCAAGUGGCCAAUGGAGACUACGCUGUGGACGCAGUCACUGUGUACAACGGCCUCUCUCAAAACCUAACGAGUUUAGCGAAACAAGUUGUGGCUGCCAUCAAUGACACGGACUACUACACAGGGUUCUUCGGUCUCGGCAUCACUCCAGGUCGCUUCAAGACGACCGUGGUGCAAAGUCCAAUAGCUGCUAUGGUUGAACGGGAUGCCAUCAUCCCGAGCCACAGCUACGGUUAUACUGCUGGGGCAUAUUAUGGAAGUGCGAUCGGUACGCCGAUGUCUUUAGUUCUUGGCGGUUAUGAUCAGAAUCGCUUUGUUCCGCAUGACACGACAUUCAGUUUAAACUCCACAACACGCCAACCCGAGGCUCUAAUCAGAGGCAUUACAGCAACUGUUUCGAGCGCCGAUCAAGCACCAACUGCAUGGAACUCGACUUCUGUGUCGCUCGCCACGUUCGAUGAGUCGGUCGUUGCUCUCAUUGACAGCUCAACGCCCUAUUUAUGGCUUCCAUCGGCGGUGUGUGAUCACUUCGCUCAGGCUCUCGAUUUGACCUGGAAUGAGACGUUUGGUCUGUACCUGUUCGCGAAUGACAAGACGUACGAAAACCUUUCUAAUACGGACUUGUCUUUCACAUUCUCGUUAUCGAGCAGCGACAAUCGCGACAAUUUCGGAGACCCCUUGAACGUGGCGGGUGUUGUGAACAUCACCAUCUCAGCUAACGCUUUCGCGCAGACGCUUCGGUAUCCUUUCAUGAACUUGUUCGAAUAUGGUGAUGCAGCCACGCCAUAUUUCCCUUUGAGACGCGCGGAUGGCGGCACCCAGGCCAUCAUUGGGAGGUCGUUUUUGCAGGAGGCAUAUCUCAAGACGAACUAUGAGCUGAGCUCCUUCUCCCUCCACCAGGCUUUAUUCCCGGAGAACCCGUCAACCAACACGUCAAUUGUGACUGUCACGAGCUCAGCGGAUAGUCCUUAUCCAGACCCCGGUUCCGGUUCCACCAACCAGCAGGGUCUACACACACCCGCAAUUGUGGGGAUCGUCGUGGCCGCUUCUUUAGCUCUUCUGUCCGCCUUUUUUGUCUUCUGGUGUGUUAGAAGGCGAAAGAGGAGGCAGGGCGGAGCGAUGGUUGAAGUCAACAGCCUGAAAGAAACCACUUCGUCUAUGGAGCCCGAAACGCCAAGGACCCCCGUUGCCAGGAUGUUUUCAAGAUUCGCCAGAAGAUUUCCUGGCAGGAGGAACAAGGGAGACGCGGCGCAUGAGAUGUCAGGAGACAGCACACAUCCCUUGGAAGCUGCUGGGCAGGAAAGGUACGAAUUGGCGGUUCCUCAGGCGCCGGUAGAGCUGGAUGCGACGGAUGCGCAUUCCCUCAAUGCAUUCACCGAUUUCGCGACGGGGGACACAGGCGAUCUCAGCCCGUACGAGAUGGCGCGGCGCAAAAUGGAAAAGCAAUUGCAAGGACCCGUGCCACACUAUACGCCCGGUCCGUCUCCGUUGGACUCGCCCUUGGCCGGGGAUGGAUUCGGCUACGGCCUCGAGAAAGGCUAUCACGAUAUCAGCCCGGUUCCACACUACCGCCCAUCGAACCGGUCCCUCCGCUCCGACAAUACCAGCCUGUCACCCGCUUCGACACCCACACACGAAAACUACUCCUAUUCGAUCCCGUCCCCGAUGACGCCUCAUGGCGAAUGGCCACCAUUUCCCUCGGCAAUGUCAUAUCUGCCUGCCACGAAUACUCCUCCUACUUCCACCACUCUGCCUCGAUCGUUAUCCAGCCCGGGCUCGGCUUACGUAUCAUCGCUGCCUGACACGACGGAACAUCCAUCUAUGAGCAGAUCUGCCUCGUCCAGCGGGACACCAAUGUCCACCAGGGCACAUCUUGCGCCGCCCAAGCCUUCUUUCCAGAGGACGCCAAUUGAUCCAUCAAAAGUUGUCUGUCUGGGACCGCUCCCAGACAACAUUCGACCCCCACAUCCCACAUCAAUGGCGAGAUUGAUAACGCCGAAUGGUCAAACGUUUGUCUUGCCGACGAUACCCUCGGCCGCCGAAUCGCGCCGACAGUCGACAACGGAUACCCUGGGUAGCAAUUAUACCGUCGAGGAGGAGGAACAUAUGAGGGAUGAACAUGACAACGACUGGGGGUUCGGCGGACUCGGUCUGAAAAUAGAGGAAGAGGAAUCAGAGCCCAAGUCUGCACACACUACAGGGACUUUGGACGGGGCGUUUGACUUCAUUCAUAUUCCUGAGCCACCCACUCCGAUAUCUGGUACCCCUAGUACCGGGCGCCUCGAGUCAAGAAUCGACCUUGUCCACGUUCCGACACCGGUCGAUCCAACAGUUGUACCCACAUCGGCCACACAGCGGCUGCACGGUUUCGACCUUGUUCAUGUUCCUCAACCAGCCGAGAGGAGAUACAGCUGGGAAGAGGGAGGCAGCCGGUGA
Molecule: messenger RNA, 2769 nt
Organism: Truncatella angustata
Lineage: Eukaryota; Fungi; Ascomycota; Sordariomycetes; Amphisphaeriales; Sporocadaceae
Product: aspartic peptidase domain-containing protein
Exons: 2
Coding region: 1-2769 (922 amino acids)
Biological process (GO): proteolysis
Cellular component (GO): fungal-type vacuole
Molecular function (GO): aspartic-type endopeptidase activity
Source: RefSeq, a predicted model, not a curated record